GUGAAUGGGCCCCGUCCUUCUUCACACACUCGCACGCGAGCGUCAGUCUCAGAGACUCUAUAUAACGACAACUGGCAGCUUGUCAACACACCAGCCGUAAUACACCGACCAGAAUGGAGGGUCUUCCUGUUGUGCUUGUAAUUUACACGCAAAUGGUGCUUACACUUGGGGCUGAUACGGUCACAGUAUCGAGCCCCGGAAAUGCUACCAAGGGUUAUCAGUGCGCUGAAGAAGGUACUUUUCCUGAUCCUGAUGACUGCCAUAGCUACUACCGCUGUACAAACACGCUUCAAGCUAAACAUGAAUCGUGUUUCUGGUGGGCAUACUAUCAUCCAAUAAGAAGAGGGUGCAGCGUCGGUGGGUGUUCUGUCCUGACGAAGCCAUCGCGAUUUGGAAUAUCAGCAGCGAAUGACACGAAUACUUCUGACGUACAAUUUCGUUGCCAAAAUUCCGGGCGAUUUGCUGAUCCCAAGGAUUGCCGCGGUUACUACAACUGUGACACGAACCUCAGACCUCAACGUUAUCUGUGUUUCUUUGGCUUUGGACACUAUGAUGUUGAAAAUAAUAUAUGUACCCUUGGCAUCUGCUAACAGUGCAUGAACUGUCUAAGUACAACCGCCUAACUAAAUGUAUUAAGAGUCCUGAUAGCUAAAGAAAUUCCAAAUAUUUCAUAGAACCCGAAGAUUCAUUACCGCGUUCACAAAUUCCAGCCACUAAUUCCUAUCAUGAGCCAGAUGAAUCCGGUUCACACGCUCCCAAACAAUUUCUUUGAGAUUUAUUUUAAUAUUAUCCUCCUAUCUACAUGUUGUCACCAAGCACGUUAACAGAAACUAUAUAUCAUCUAACUUGUAUCAGGAAGUUUCCAGGUUAGAAUCUGGACUGGGACACCGAACGUUUCUCGUGGUACACCUCAGUUCCUCAGGCAACGGCAGUUUAUUUCCCCACAUCCCUCCCAAUCGGUUGUUCACUUCCGUCCAAACAUUUUGCGCUACAUUUUCAGAGUUGUUGAGCAUGUCGUUAAAUAAACAACAAAUAUACAGAAAUAUGUACACCUA
This is a messenger RNA of Cryptotermes secundus, 1055 nucleotides long. RefSeq lists its product as uncharacterized. Gene Ontology annotation, molecular function: chitin binding. The record is from RefSeq and is a predicted model, not a curated record. The transcript is spliced from 2 exons. NCBI's taxonomy places the organism in Eukaryota, Metazoa, Arthropoda, Insecta, Blattodea, Kalotermitidae. Gene Ontology annotation, cellular component: extracellular region. Bases 114 to 590 code for a protein of 158 amino acids.